This is a messenger RNA of Dipodomys ordii (Ord's kangaroo rat), 1647 nucleotides long. RefSeq names its product DIRAS family, GTP-binding RAS-like 3 (gene Diras3). Gene Ontology annotation, cellular component: plasma membrane. The record is from RefSeq and is a predicted model, not a curated record. Gene Ontology annotation, biological process: signal transduction. Gene Ontology annotation, molecular function: GTPase activity; GTP binding; GDP binding. Lineage: Eukaryota; Metazoa; Chordata; Mammalia; Rodentia; Heteromyidae. The transcript has a single exon. Bases 52 to 855 code for a protein of 267 amino acids.
CUCCUUCCAACUACUGCUUGCCAAACUAGUUUGGUGCUUCCUCUUCCAACAAUGGGAAAUCUCUGUUUUCCUAUCAAAGAGCAGCUGUUGUUGGCCGAGCAGAUUCAACCCCCCUUGCCGGAGCCCCCUGCGGCCUCCUCACCGCAUAGGAAGUGCAAAGAUUUUUGCAUCAUGGUGAUGGGCUCUGCUGACGUGGGCAAGAGCACCCUGAUGAAGAGGCUGGCUCAGGACACCCUCCGAGAGGCCAGCUCCCCGACCAGCGAGGAUACCUUUGGCCGAUGGAGGGGCUGCAGACACGGCAAAGGCAUUCUGCACAUCAACGACAACACCCACAGCUGCAGCUACCGCGCCUGCGUCGCCAGGGCCCGGGCCUUCCUCGUGGUGUACUCCAUCACCAGGAAGACAUCUCUGGAGGAGACAAAGCCCGACUUAGAGCUGAUUCGCAAGAUCAAGGGCAACGACCUGCCUCAGUUUCCGAUUCUGCUCGUGGGUAACAGGAUCGACGAGAAGCCCCGAGAGGUGAGUCCACAGGAAGGUGCUGCCUUCGCGCGGGAGUGGAAUUGUGCCUUCAUGGAGAUCUCCACCAAGGAAGACAUCAACCUGAAGGAGCUGCUCCACAUUUUGCUGAGCACCAAGAAAGAGCCUGAAGACUGCGUGGAGAAGCCUGCUUCCAGCCUCCAGAAGAAGUUCACUGCCUGCCUCCAGAAGUCCACUGCCUGCCUCCAGAAGAAGUAUACUGCCUGCAUCCAGAAGUCCACCGCCUGCCUCCAGAAGAAGUAUACUGCCUGCCUCCAGAAGAAGUCCAAGGUGUCCAAGAUCGUUGAGAAGCUGCUCGGAAAAUUUGUCAACAUGUAAGUCAUCAGCCCCAGAAGCUACCUCCUAGCCUGUAGAUUGCAGCAAAUGUGGACCAGUACCAAUGUAGCGUGCCACCUGUCCUUGAUCCUGAUGCCAUGUCAGUAAACAUAUACAAGCGGAUAACUUUUGUUUAUUCCUCCCCAUCCCCCGCAAGAAAAUUCAUAUAGUUAAAAGAUGGUAUUAGAGGAAAAGGAAAAGAAAGAAACAUCAUGCAUUUAAAAAUAAGACCUUUAAUACUAAAGUUAAUAAGACAAUUUUUUUUCAAGAAUAAAGCACCAAAGUUUGAAGAUGCCACAAUCCUUCUUUGUAAAUUCCGUAUUGUUUUAUUUGUAUUUGUUUAAUUUUUUAUCAUUUAUUUAUUUAUUUAUUUGUUUAUUUACUUAUUUAUUUUAAGACAAGUUCUUAGUAUGUAACCCAGGCUCACCUUGAACUCAUGAUUCCUCUGGCUUCAAUAUCCCAAGUGCUGUGUUUACAGGUGUGCACCUCCAAGCCUGGCUUCUGUAUUUGUAACCAUUUCAAGUGCUGUAAUUGCCUAACCCUAUCUCCCAUUGUGUAUUUGAUCAUUAAGAAAUGUGUUUUCACCACAAAAGCCUUGCCAAAUUGCUGUGGGAUCAUUUACCCUUGACUGGAUAAUAAAAUAAAUAUUCUAUAGCUAUUAUGAGGUGUGUGCAGAUGCAAUUGUAAAAGUGGAACUUGCUCACUGAGAUGUGCUCGUUGUUUCCUAGCUCAUACAAACAGUUGCUGAUCUUACCCUACAGUGUUGGAAAAGUGCAACAAUUACUUGACUUAAUA